AGGCGAUGUCAUUCUUCGUGGACAUUGUCACCGAGGAUUCGUUCUACGAGAAUCUGACCCUCGGUGUGGUCAAGAUUCUCGAGAACUCCCCGUGCGUGAGAAACGUGCGGAUCGAGAGACGAAACGGUUGCGAACCCGGGGCCAUCAACAGCUGGGAGCAACGCCAUUGCUGCGCGCUUCCCGAAGAUGUUAGGAAUUUCUAUGCUUCCAUCGACGGCUUCCUGCUGCAGUGGAAUCUCGAGAUAGCAGGUGAGGAAUUCUCGAUUGGUCGCAUGGAGAUUGGCAAUUUGUCGUCACUGAAGAGAUACGUCGGCAAGGAUCGACAGACGGGAUCAGUCUCGGCGCAAGACUCAUCGGGGAUGGAAGCAGGGAACGAGCCGCAGGAGGACGUCAUGUUUUCCGGGGAUUCGCGUGAUUGCAAGCUCUUCGAGAUCGGACAGUGCUUUCCGGGGCCCGAAAACGGCAAGAUCUAUUUGACGUAUCGUUCCAGGCAGGAGCAGGACUCGCCGAGUAUCUGGCUUCAUCGUGACGGCAGCUGGUAUCAUUUGGCCGACAAUUUCACCGCGUAUUUUCGCAUGAUGCUGACUCAUUUGGGCUUGCCCUUGUGGCAAUAUUGCGCGGCCGGGCUGCCUUUGUACACCUGGGUCCAACAGGCAUACUUUCUGGUCGGGCCCCAUCUGCUGCCGUCCACUGUCGAGCCUACAGAGACCGUAUCCGCUUCGUUGUGGAACAACGGGCCCAUCAACGUCCUCGACCCGACUAUCUUCAAGGCCAAAGACGGCAAGCAGAGAAACGCUCGCAAGAAAUGAUCUUGAAGUUUUGGGAUGGAAGGGGGAAGCAAAAACCGAUUUUUGCUUCAAAAUCAAGUUUUUUAUAAGAAAAAAUGAAUUUAUGAUUAUUGGAUCUUUGUAAAUAUUCCGACUUUCCACGAUAUAUUGGAAUAUUCUUCAUUCAAAGCAUUUCAUCACUGAUCGAAUAUAAAUGACCAUGUGAAUUUAUGUAGCAUGAGUAUAUAAAUAAAUAAUAAUUUAGUAUAUCGUAUAUUUAGGUAUAUUUCUCUCUUUCUCUCUCGUCUUUUUAUAUUUAAAAGAAUAAUAUUUUAUAUUUCAAAAAAAAAUUUUCUUUCAAAUGUACCAGGAGUCCAUUUUUUUCAUCGUUUAUAUGUAUAAGAUAUAAGUAUAUAUAAUGUAAAAGUAACACCUGUAUGUAUAAUGUAAAUGUAACACCUGAGAAGAAAUAUUUUACGAGAUAUUUCAAGAGACGCGGUAGCCAAGUAUAUACAAAAACAAAACGCUACCAAGUAAUUUAUUCAAAAUUAUUUAAAUUUCUCUAUUUCAAAAACUAAUAAGUAUUAAUAAAAAAUCUAACAGAACUAUUCUUGCACAAUAUUGAGACAAGCUUUUAAUAACGACUAAUUCAAAAUUAAUGCAAUCAAUCCCGAGAUCUGUUACUUAUAUACCAGAAAUGUGACAAUCAUUUUUUUAUCGCGAUUUCAAUCUCACAUAUGUACGCAAAGAAAUUUCAUUUACAAAUAUUUUAAAAUAAAAUCUAAAAUAUUUCAUACACAUUAUGUAUUAUACGAUAAUAUAAAAUAGAUCAUUACCGUGGAGAUAAAAAAUCAAUUAAUUACACGAGUAACAAAUAAAGAAUUAAUUAAGUUAUAAAUUGUGCUUGCCUCACGAUUGCUCCGCCCAUGUCUCCCCGGACUCCCUUUCUCUCUUUUGUUUAUUUUUUUUAUUAUUCCUUCAUGGCAUUCACUCGUGUAGACGCGAUUAAUUACAAUCGCACGCACUAAUCAUCAAACGACUGCGCACGGUACUUUACACAAUACUCCUGACGUUAAUUGCACGCGACACGUUAUUAUAAUCUGUUCAAAAUUAUUCUCUUGACGACGGUGCUAUAUUUGUCGUUAAUAAAUACUCUCUCUUUUUGAAAUGCUUGCCAUCUCAUAUCAUAACAUAAGUAUGUGAGUUAAAAUUAAAGCUAAAAAAAUAGUCGCGAAAUUUAAUAUUCGAUAGUAUGUUGUCACGCUUUGUCGACAAAUUUGUAUAAUACUUGUACUGCGGUAGUUUUGCGCGAUAGUUUAAAUCGAUCGGAUAAAUCACAUUAAAAACAUGACCGACAUACAAACGCGCUGAACUUUUACUAUUCGAUUGACAAAUAUUAUAAACACGUGGUUAGACGACUGUGCUUCCUAAUUAAAUUUAUUAUUAUUAUUAAUAAAAUCGUGCGAAAUAUUUUACGUUUCGACAAAUAGCCAUUGUUUCGACACGUCAUUAAUACUCUUAUUAAAUAUACAACUUAAUUGCUGAUUGUAAUAAUUACAAGAUCAUAUUUCGCGAGAUAUAAAACGGCAUAAGAGACUAAUCCAACAUUGACCAGCUCAUCGCAUGAAUGACAAUACGAAUGAUAAAUGUAAACUUGUACACUCUUGAAUCUCGUCGCGCGAAUGACAACCAUAUGAUUGACAUAACAACAACGCGCUAUACGCAGUAAGAAAUGAGUUCCGAAUUUUGUUAUGCAUAGCGCGUUGUUGUUAUGUCAAUAGUAUUAUUGUCAUUCGACGAGACUUAAACGAACAGGUAGUAAUAACAAACCGUUCCGUGUCAUAUUAUUUUGCGAAAUACUAUCACUACACGUACUAGGAUAUGCAACGCGACCAUUAAUUGCGAUUAUUACAAUUAAUAUUGAUAAUUCGUAUGAAAUAAAUCAAACGGUGGCUAUUUAUCGAAGCAUACUAUUUGCGCAAUUAACCCAUUUUUGAAGCAGGAAAAAUAAUUAUUGAUUUAAUUAUGAUGUACAAUCAUGUUUAAUUAUUGUAUUUUGCUGAUUAAGUUUAAACUUCAAGAAUCUAAAUGUAAAAAAGGCUACUUUUUUAUAUACAUUUUCAAACAAAGUAUUUUUCUUGCAUAUUUUUACUUAAAUAUUUUAUAUCUCUUAUUUAAAAAAUCACGUUUUUGUAAUAAAAUUAUACUUAUAAUACUUGAUAAAAUAAGCUCUUGAGAUGUUAGACUCAUACGCAAGUAAUUUUUCAAGUAUAAUUAAUUGUAAUUAAAUUUCUCUCAAAUGUAAUUAAUUAAAUUAAAAUUAUUAUCUUCUCUUAUCGCGUGUAAAAUAUUUUAUCUUUUUAAUUGCGCAUUAGUCUUAUUCUAAAUAUGCGAUAUUUUCAUACGGCAAAAGCGUGGCAAUAAUAGUGUAAAAAGAGCGCGAAAAAUUCAACAAGAUAUAUCUUCAAGAGUAUCUUCUCUCUUCUUCACGAUUCACUCCUUGGCCCAGUUGGCAUCGCGACUAGGCAAAAACGCCCAAUUGGCAACGUAAUUGGCGAACGCAAUCUGUAGCAAGACGCAGCCAUGCUGUCGCCAUUCUCGCAAAUUCUUCAUGUCUAUCUUUCUUUGUCGUUUGACUUUCAUCUUUUCAUAUUAUCGUGCAAUUUUACGAUUUGUUUAAUGAAUACGAAGCUAAUUAUCCUUAUAAAAAAUUUGGAAAUCUAAUUGCAAAGUUAUUUCAUCUUUAAUAAGUUCUUGAAAUAACAUUUUCAUAUAACUAUCACGUUAUUAACAAAUCCCCAACUAAAUUACUUUUUUUUGUUAAAGAAAAGAAAAUAUAAAAUAGUUAAUACUUUC
This is a messenger RNA of Formica exsecta, 3623 nucleotides long. RefSeq names its product tubulin polyglutamylase complex subunit 2. Gene Ontology annotation, biological process: protein polyglutamylation. Lineage: Eukaryota; Metazoa; Arthropoda; Insecta; Hymenoptera; Formicidae. The coding region runs from base 6 to 809 and encodes 267 amino acids. The record is from RefSeq and is a predicted model, not a curated record. The transcript is spliced from 2 exons.